Drosophila subpulchrella is the source of this 1370-nucleotide messenger RNA. RefSeq names its product venom acid phosphatase Acph-1. Gene Ontology annotation, molecular function: phosphatase activity. Gene Ontology annotation, biological process: dephosphorylation. The transcript has 5 exons. NCBI's taxonomy places the organism in Eukaryota, Metazoa, Arthropoda, Insecta, Diptera, Drosophilidae. The coding region runs from base 1 to 1269 and encodes 422 amino acids. The record is from RefSeq and is a predicted model, not a curated record.
AUGAUAUUCGGUCGCUGGACGCGUAAGCAAAUGCUCACAAUGUUCGGCCUGGGAGCCGCCCUUCUGGGCCUUGUUAUUGUGAUCGGUAUCCUCAACAGCAGCGUGUCCUCGAAGGAGCUCGACUGGAAGAAUGCGGCCAGGUCCAAGUGCUUCAAGACCAGUCCCAAUACCACACACUCCACGCUGGAGUUGGUGCACAUAGUGUUCAGACACGGUAUUCGCACCCCCGUGGACACUUAUCCCAACGAUCCCUACCUGAAAGACAGCUUCAAGCCAACGGGCUGGGGACAUGUGACCAAUUCUGGAAAACGAGAGCUCUUCGAGAUGGGCCGCUGGCUGCAUCGACGCUACGGAGACUUCAUGGGUCCCUAUUACAGACCGGAACGCCUGCAUGCCCAAGCCACCGCCUCGCCGAGGGCAAUGAUGUCCUUGCAAACAACACUGGCCAGCAUGUUUGAGCCACGCGGAACCCCCAUGGAGUGGAAUAAGCACCUCAACUGGCAGCCCAUCCCAAUCGUAUCGGAGCCCUUGGACGAGGACUCGCUCCUGCUGGUUCGCACACCCUGUCCUCGUUAUUUCGAGGCCCUCGAGGAGGUUUUCAAGAGACCCGAAGUCAUCGCCGAAACCAAACCUUAUGAGAAAAUGUUUCGCGAGCUGACAAAUCUCACGGGAAAAUCGAUCCAGAGUGCCGAGGAUAUAAACUCCCUGUACAUAACACUCCUGGCUGAACAGGAAUUCGGCUACAAGCUGCCCGAUUGGACCAAGGACUACUUCCCCGAUCGCAUGCAGUUUCUGGCCGAGCAGAGUUACGUCUAUAAUGCGUACACUCCCGAGAUGCAGAAGAUCAAGGGUGGCCCUUUCCUCAAGAGAAUGUACAAGGAGAUGGUGGCCAAGAGUACGGGCAGUCUGAAGCCCAAGGACCGCGGAAUGUUCAUAUAUGCUGGCCACGACUGGACCGUGGGCAACAUCCUAAUGGCCUUGGGUGUGUGGAAGCGCCAGAUGCCCCGGUUCGCAGUGAUGGCCAUAUUCGAGACGCAUAGGGAUAAGGAAACCGGUGAAUACUAUGUGGAGAUCUUCCUCCGCAACGACGAACACGGCUGUCUGGAGCAGCUUCAGCUGAAAGACUGCGAUCUUCGGUGCCCCCUGAGUCGCCUCAUCGAACUGAGUGAGGACGUCUUGCCCAACGAGCCGGCGGAGCGGAGAUGUCGACCUCAUGACGACAGUUUCGUGGAGCCACCACCGCGUAUAAUCGAUCAGAAUGGCCGUUAGCGAAAAGAAAUUGCCAAAGCGGAAUUUCUGCACUCAGUAUUACAAUAAUGGUCGAAUGAGAGAAGUGCAAAAAAUAAUAUAAGCAUAUACAGUACAAUAAA